Onthophagus taurus is the source of this 1210-nucleotide messenger RNA. The record is from RefSeq and is a predicted model, not a curated record. NCBI's taxonomy places the organism in Eukaryota, Metazoa, Arthropoda, Insecta, Coleoptera, Scarabaeidae.
AUAAUUGAUUAAAUUUAUUUAUUUUCUGUCAUUAGCGUUGAAACAAUGUAAAAUGCAAAUGCCAAAUAGUGUAAGCCCAAGACAAAAAGAACGAUGGAAACAAGAAGUGGCUGCAAUGCAAAAAUUAAAAUGCGAUUAUAUCGUGGGUUUUAAAGAGCUCCCUGAUAUGUUAUUGAUGGAACUUAAUAAAUAUAAUCCAUCUAAGCUUCCCUUGUUACCAAUGGAAUAUUGCUCAAAAGGAAAUUUGAGGAAUUAUUUGAGAGAAUGGGAAAGCCGCCGAGGUUUAUCUGAAACAACUACAAGAACGAUUUUAUCUGAUAUUUGUGAUGGUAUUUCGUAUUUACACAGCUGUGGUAUCACGCAUCGCGAUAUUAAACCUGAAAAUAUAGUUAUGCAACACUCUGAUGAAAGACUCGAAAAAAUUAUUUAUAAAAUUAUAGAUCUGGGUUACGCAAAAGAAUUGGGUAAUACUCUAAAUAGUUUAGUUGGGACCUUACCGUAUUUAGCCCCCGAAAUUUUUCAACAAGAUAAAUACACAAAAACUGUUGAUUAUUGGUCUUUUGGGUUAACUUGUUACGAAAUAAUUACUGGUGAAUUACCUUUUUUACCACGUUGGGAACCUGUUCGAAGAUUCAUUCAUAUAAAAGAAAAAAAGGAAGAUGAUAUUUGUAUUUUUACAAUAAAGGAUAAAGUUGUUUUUUCAAAAGAAAUUCCAAGAAAACUCUGGAUUUCGACAUGUUUUAAGAAAAACAUCGAAAACUGGCUGAGACCUGUUCUCCAAUUUGAUGGUAACAAAAGGGGCUCAUACAAAAAUAUCACAGUCAACGUUUUGUCACAAAUGAAAGAAAUUUUGUUGAAGAAAAUUGUUAAAAUAUUAUUUGUUUAUGAUUUAACUAUAUACAGUUAUGAAAUCACCGAAUUUUCGACAUUUAGAGAUUUAAAGGAACUUGUUACUUCUAAAGGUUUUUUACAUAAUCAAUUAGUUAUCUUAUGCGACAACCAAACGGAUUUUUAUAAUGAUGAUGAUAAGAUUAUGGAAUCCAUUGAAAAUGUAAAUUUAUUAGUUUUUUUAGUGUUCUCUAGAUAAUCAAUAUAUUGUGGGGAACUUAGAAGUGGAAAAACUAUUUAUACAUUAAUUGGACCACUUUAUAUUUUCGGUUUCAUCUCUCUAAAAAUAUAAGACUUGUUAGAAUAGACAGGCUCAAACUAU